CUGUGUCCCUCGGACACAGCGGAUCACGGAAAGAGCCAAAGAUGUUGGCUCAGUCAUGUGAUCAGCUGUGUCCAAUCACAGCUGAUCACUGAUGAUCAGUGUGCCCUGAUGAUCAGUGUGACCCCAGAAGUGCCACCUGUCAGUGUCCAUCAGUGCCAGCAGUCAGUGCUCAUCAGUGCCUCAUGCCAGUGCCCAUCAGUGCCACAUAUCAGUGCCUAUGAAUGCUACAUAUCAGUGCCCAUCUGAGCUGCCUUUCAGUGUCACCCAUCAGUGCCAGUCAGUGCCACCUAUCAAUGCCAAUCAGUGUUACCUAUCAGUGCUGCCAAUCAGUGCCACCUAUCAGUGCCAGUCAGUGCCGCCUAUCAGUGCCAGUCAGUGCUGCCAGUCAGUGCCGCCUAACAGUGCCAGUCAGUGCCGCCUAAAA
Staurois parvus is the source of this 424-nucleotide messenger RNA. The record is from the annotation of a GenBank genome assembly. NCBI's taxonomy places the organism in Eukaryota, Metazoa, Chordata, Amphibia, Anura, Ranidae.